Messenger RNA from Sphaeramia orbicularis (orbiculate cardinalfish), 1310 nucleotides. It is a transcript of the gene lemd1, whose product is annotated as LEM domain containing 1. The transcript is spliced from 6 exons. The record is from RefSeq and is a predicted model, not a curated record. Gene Ontology annotation, molecular function: DNA binding. The coding region runs from base 93 to 980 and encodes 295 amino acids. NCBI's taxonomy places the organism in Eukaryota, Metazoa, Chordata, Actinopteri, Kurtiformes, Apogonidae.
UUUUAAUUUAUUUUUUUCCUUUUAAUUUACAAAUAGCCUAUAAGAGCAGACACACCCCACCGUUGACCUUGUUUCCAUCGUGUUGCUGUGCUAUGCCGGUGUUCGCAGAGGACCCUUCUCAGCUCUCCAAAUCUAGGCUGAAGUCAGAUUUAAUUGCCCACAAUGUCGCUUUGCCACCUGCCCAGAGCAAAAAGGAGAUUUACGUGGAGUUACACAUGAAACACAUAGAUCAGAAAAACGCUGCGGAUUUCUCCAGCGACGAAGAGGACCCAGGACAAGAUGUAGUAGAGGAGGGUCCAGAGGAUGCCGGGAUCCUUGACCCCAGUGUUUUGACUGAUGAUGACCUCAAAGCUGCACUACUCAAGCAUGGGGUGAAAGCAGGACCCAUAGUCGCCUCCACUAGAGCCCUGUAUGAGAAGAAGCUCCGAACCCUGCUUCAGUCUGAUGGACAUGACACGCAGAAUGGCGCAGAGGAAGCCGUGUUGUACUCUGACAGCGAAGAAGAGGAGGAAAAUGCUGAAGACAAAAAUGAAGAGUCAGAUACUGAAGACACAAAACAGACAGUUGAACAGGAAGACGAGGCUGAACAAGAGAGCAGUGAGGAGCCUGUCAAAGAUACUUUCAAAGACUUGUUUCCAGACACGGAGCCUACACCCACAGGGAUCUAUGCUACUCGUCGGAGACCCAUCAAGGGUGCAGCAGGAAGACCCAUCCAGUAUGUGUACCCAGACACUCCAGUCAGUCCCACAACCCUGGAGCGACAAGAGGUGGAGCGCCGCCUUGUGCCUGUCUACAUACAGAUGUUUGUGUUCCUCAUUGUAGCCUGCGUCCUCUACUUCAUCUAUAUUUGUGUCGAGGACAGCUCAUUCAGCCCCCUCAUGGCCUUGCUGGACAGCCUAGACCAGAGGUUAGAGGACGACGAGGGGCUUUUGCUUCAGGAUGAGACCCAGGGCACUCCAGUGUUCUCUGAAGGAGAGUAACUUUGGGUUAUUUUUGUGCUCGGGUUGUGUGAAUUACUCAUUUGUUGUUUCAGUUGAUAACAAGCCAACAAAUACCCAAAGUUCCUGAAGCAUACACGUUUUUACACUGCAUAUUGUUGUUCGCUGUAUUUGUGUGCCUGUACAGAAGUGAACCUUGAAAUUAAAGUUUAAAGAGCUAAGUAUUUUUUUGCAAAUGUAUAAUUAAUAAGAGGAACGCUGCAUUUUUGUAUUUCAUUAUGUGAAUUUAUGACGGGAGCUGUUCAACAAGUUCUCUUGCAUAUAAUUGUGUUGUUUUUAUAUUUAUGCUUGAAUAAAGGAUGCAUUACUUCA